GGAAUUUCCAUUAACGUAAUACCCAAUUUCCCACACUUUCUCUUUCUUUCCCGGGAAAAAAAGAACAAACAACACAACAUGAGGGCAGAGAAGAAGCUGAUCCACGCCGUUACCAUGUGGGUGAGACGACAACCGUCCAAGGUGAAGGCUUUCUUGGCGAUGGUAUCGGGGCUGGCGGCGCUCAUGUUCCUCCGAUUCAUCGUACACGACCACGACAAUCUCUUCGUCGCCGCCGAGUCUGUCCACUCCCUCGGAAUUUCCGUCCUCAUCUUUAAACUCACAAAAGAGAAGACUUGUGCUGGACUAUCACUGAAAUCCCAAGAACUAACAGCUAUAUUUUUAGCUGUUAGGCUGUACUGUAGCUUUGUCAUGGAAUAUGAUAUACACACCGUUCUCGAUUUAGCCACAUUGGCUACGACCUUGUGGGUUAUUUACAUGAUCCGUUUCAAACUGAAGUCCAGCUACAUGGAAGACAAGGACAACUUUUCCAUUUACUAUGUUGUUAUCCCUUGUGCAGUACUAGCACUGGGUAUUCAUCCAUCAACUUCUCAUAAUCUUAUGAACCGGAUUUUCUGGGCGUUCUGUGUAUAUCUGGAAGCUGUUUCAGUUUUACCUCAGUUGCAAGUGAUGCAAAAUACUAAGAUUGUCGAGCCUUUCACUGCUCAUUAUGUAUUUGCACUGGGUGUUGCAAGGUUCCUCAGCUGUGCUCACUGGGUUCUCCAGGUUUUAGACAGUCGAGGACACUUGCUGGUGGCUCUAGGUUAUGGAUUGUGGCCUUCGAUGGUUCUUAUAUCCGAAAUCAUCCAAACUUUCAUUUUAGCAGAUUUCUGUUACUAUUAUAUCAAGAGUGUAUUUGGAGGGCAGCUUGUUCUCCGUCUUCCCUCCGGAGUGGUAUAAGUGAAUAUGACGUUUUCUGGUUGUCGAUGAGCUCGCUGACUGAAAGAAUUAUAGCUGGGUUACAAAAAACGUUACGAGUUGUCCUUGUUUUUCGCUCUCGACACGGUUCUUUCGUCUCGAAAUCAGGAUUGUAUAUUUGAGGAGGUUCAAACUUUUUUAUGGUUAACAUUUUGUGUCAAAUGCUUAAAUUAUUAGAAUAAGCUGAGACAGAUUCAGACCACCUAUGUUACUAAAGUAUUUUAC
Molecule: messenger RNA, 1140 nt
Organism: Hibiscus syriacus
Lineage: Eukaryota; Viridiplantae; Streptophyta; Magnoliopsida; Malvales; Malvaceae
Product: ER lumen protein-retaining receptor erd-2.2-like
Exons: 6
Coding region: 79-897 (272 amino acids)
Biological process (GO): protein retention in ER lumen
Cellular component (GO): membrane
Molecular function (GO): ER lumen protein retrieval receptor activity
Source: RefSeq, a predicted model, not a curated record